CUGGCCUCAUCUACUCUCCAUCUCCUCUGUCCCCUUCCGCAAUGGCGAUUCCAACCCUUGACUUCGCCAAGUUCCACAGCGGCUCGGACGCCGAGCGUCGCGAAUUCGCCUCUGCUCUCACGAAGGGAUUCAAGCGCUUCGGAUUUAUCAAGCUCAUCAAUCACGGCUUCACCCGGGAGGAAACCUCGCAUUUGUUCCAAUUGAACAAGGAUUUCUUUGAAUUGCCUGAUUCAUACAAAGACCCCAUCCAGAACAAAGAAGGUCCCAAACCGCAACGAGGAUGGAGUCGCGUUGGAGCCGAAAAGACGGGCCUCCUGAACCCCGGCGGGAAGACAAAUCUCUCGAAGAAGGACCAGCACGACCUGCAAGAUGCCAAGGAACACUUCGACACCGGCCCAGCAGAGGACCAGGAAUACCCGAACCAGUGGCCGGAUGACGAGCGGCUUCCCGGGUUUCGACCUUGGCUGGAGUCGUACUUUGACCGCAGCCAGGCGAUCACGCUGGAGCUGAUGGAGGCGUUGGAGCUGGGGCUGGGGAUCCGACGGGGCGCGUUUGUAGAGCGAUGCCAGGGCCACGCCAGCGAGCUGCGCCUGAAUCACUAUCCGGCCAUCGCGCGGCGCACGCUUGAGGCGGGCAAAACAAGCCGCAUCUGGCCGCACACCGACUUCGGCAUCAUCACGCUGCUGGCCCAGGACGACCGCGGCGGCCUCGAGAUCCAGAACGAGGCGAACUCGGCCGAGUUUGUGCCGGUGCCGCGCGAGGAUCCCACCGAGUUCGUCGUCAACAUCGGCGACACCCUCGAGCGCUGGACCAACGGCGUCCUCCAUGCUGGCUUGCACCAGGUCACCGCGCCGCGCGGCGAGAAGGCCUCCACCGGCAGCGACGAGACUAUUCUGCCCGCGCGAAGAUCCAUCGCAUUCUUUCUCAAGGCCCGCCGCGAUAUGUCCGUCGGUCCGUUGUUGCCCUUCGUCACCCCGGAGCGACCCUCCCAGUAUCAGGACAUGACGGCCCUGGCGUAUCAGCAGCUGCGGACGGGGAUUGUGUAUUAGAUUGGGACUAAG
This is a messenger RNA of Aspergillus brunneoviolaceus CBS 621.78, 1061 nucleotides long. Its product is annotated as isopenicillin N synthase family dioxygenase. The transcript has 3 exons. The record is from RefSeq and is a predicted model, not a curated record. Gene Ontology annotation, molecular function: dioxygenase activity. NCBI's taxonomy places the organism in Eukaryota, Fungi, Ascomycota, Eurotiomycetes, Eurotiales, Aspergillaceae. Bases 42 to 1049 code for a protein of 335 amino acids.